AUGCAGUUCUCCGAUCGUCAAAAAUACUGGACUCUUCUCGCUCGUCCGAAACCGACGCAACCGAAAAAUGGAUUCUCUAAGGCUUGUGGCCAAAAACCUCAUGAUCGACUCGGUACAAAACCAUCUGCCGGAAACCACGUGAGAGUAAUCGAAGACGUCACCAACAUGUCAAUAUUUGACUCCACUUCUUCAACCAUGGCUUCUCCCGCUGCCUCUUUGAACUCAAGUUCGGUUUCUACGCCAGGGGAUUCAAGCAGACGCUCCUCGAAUCGUAAAAGACAUCGUCCUCCUCGCUAUAGUCCUCCAUAUGGUUCCGACACUUCAAUUAUGGCAUCGGAUGUUUCUCAAAAUCCACCGUCCCACAACGUCUCCGACUUCUUGUCUUCACCAGUUUAUUAA
Messenger RNA from Caenorhabditis remanei, 399 nucleotides. RefSeq lists its product as uncharacterized. The record is from RefSeq and is a predicted model, not a curated record. NCBI's taxonomy places the organism in Eukaryota, Metazoa, Nematoda, Chromadorea, Rhabditida, Rhabditidae. The coding region runs from base 1 to 399 and encodes 132 amino acids. The transcript has 3 exons.